UCAGGUAUACAGUGACAGACACAUUCCGCUUUGCUGAUGAAGUACGAGGCUUCGAGAUCAGGAACGGCGAAAUUUUAGUUUCCUAUGACGUCAUCUCAUUGUUUACAAAUGUACCAUUGGAGGAAACAAUACAGAUCUUAGCUGAAAAAGCCUUUGCCCAGGAUUGGUUCAACGAGACGCACAGCUUGAACAUCUCUAAAGCGGACCUAAUCGACCUCCUCCGAGCAGCUACGAAAAACCAGCUUUUCCAGUUUGACGGUGCUUUAUAUGAGCAGACAGAUGGAGUCGCUAUGGGUUCUCCCCUUGGACCGUUGCUGGCUAACGUCUUCAUGUGCUCGAUUGAGGAAAACCUCGAACGACACGGUCAACUUCCGCGCUAUUACCGGAGGUACGUCGAUGACACCCUGACCGUAAUGCCUGAUAGGGUGACCGCUGGCCAGUUUCUAGACACCCUUAACUCUACCCAUCCCUCCCUCCAGUUUACCAUGGAAGUCGAACGGGAAGGAACCCUUCCCUUUCUAGGAAUUGAACUGCUUAACCGUGCACCAAAGAUUGAGAGUAAGGUCUACAUCAAAAGAACCAACACGGGUCUCCUUCUGCAUUUCCAGAGUCAUGUUGACAUUAAGUACAAGCGCAGCCUAGUUAACACCAUGGUGGAUCGCGCUUAUCGAUUAUCUUCUAACUGGUCUUUCUUCUCCGAGGAAUGUGACCGCCUUAGAGGGGUUUUUCAUAACUUGAAAUACCCAAAGCCACUGGUUGAAACUACAAUCAAGCGGUUCGUUGAGAGAAGGAUUUCAUCUGCAGAACCCUGUCCAUCACCAGACGUACCAUCGGAGACUGUGAGAUUGGUGUUACCCUUCAAGGACCAGUCGUCAGCUAAUCAUGUUAAACAACAACUGAACAGUCUAAGCUCGAAGUUAAGCGUGACUGUCCAACCAGUGUUCGUUAGCCCUAAGCUCGAUCAACAGCUUAAGCAACACGAAAUUAAGCCCCCUAUUGUUAACCAACAAUGUGUCGUUUAUGAAUUUAAAUGUAACCUGUGUGAUGCAGGGUAUGUGGGCUAUACUCGUGGUCACUUACACGAGCGCGUAGAAGGGCACACAAGGAAAUCAUCUUCUAUCUACAAACACUACCACCUCCAGCACAAUAGUGAAAUGCCUGAACGCUUGAUCGAGCAAUUCAACGUCAUCACGAAAUGUAACGGCAAAUUUGAUUGCCUUGUUAAU
Molecule: messenger RNA, 1226 nt
Organism: Stylophora pistillata
Lineage: Eukaryota; Metazoa; Cnidaria; Anthozoa; Scleractinia; Pocilloporidae
Source: RefSeq, a predicted model, not a curated record